Messenger RNA from Knipowitschia caucasica, 9462 nucleotides. The record is from the annotation of a GenBank genome assembly. Lineage: Eukaryota; Metazoa; Chordata; Actinopteri; Gobiiformes; Gobiidae.
AUGGGGGUAGCACAGGGGCAUAAUAUGUGCCCAGAUCCAGGGAUCCCAGAUCGGGGGAAAAGAAAAGGCUCGGAUUUCAGACGCGGGGCCACGGUGCACUUCUCUUGUGACGAGGGCUAUGAACUGCAGGGCUCCAAAAGCAUCAGCUGUCUGAGGGUGACUGACAGCUAUGUGGGCUGGAGCGAUGAGAGGCCCAUCUGCAGAGCUCCCAUGUGCGGAGGACAACUGAAAGGGCCUGGCGGUGUGAUUACGUCACCUAAUUACCCGGUUCAGUACGACAACAACGCAAACUGCACAUGGGUCAUCACAGCUACAGAUCCAACAAAGGUGAUCAAGCUGAACUUUGAGGACUUUGACCUGGAGAGAGGCUACGACACACUGACGGUGGGGGAUGGUGAGGUGGUGGGAGACCAGAAGACCGUCUUCCAUGUUCUGUCUGGAACCACCACUCCAGACCUUGUAGUGAGCACCAGUCACCAGAUGUGGCUCAACUUUAAAACGGAUGACACCAGCGGCUCCCUUGGCUUCAAGGUUUCGUACGAGGAGAUUGACCAAGGCAGCUGUGGAGACCCGGGGAUACCUGCUUACGGGAAAAGGGAAGGCACCGGCUUCAGACACGGAAACAAACUGUUCUUUGAGUGUCUAUCGGCGUUCGAGUUGGUGGGGAAAAAGAACAUUACGUGUCAGAAGAACAACCAGUGGUCUGCCAAGAAACCCAGCUGUGUCUUCUCCUGUUUCUUCAACUUCACCACUCCGUCUGGGGCUCUGUUGUCCCCUAACUACCCUCAGGAGUAUGGGAACAACAUGCACUGUGUGUGGCUGAUCAUAGCAAACCCUGAGAGCCGGAUCAACUUGGCCUUCAACGACCUGAGCAUGGAGAAACAGUUCGACUUCCUUUCCUUAAAAGAUGGUGGAAAGGCUGAGUCCCCUAUCUUGGGCACCUUUUCUGGAGAUGUAGUCCCUCCUCCCAUAACCACCAGUGGACACGUGGCACGACUCGAGUUUCUAACGGACCACACGUACACUGACAGAGGAUUCAACAUCACCUUUACAACAUUUCGUCACAAUGAGUGUCCAGACCCAGGAGUGCCGGUUAAUGGGAAACGUUUUGGAGAGAGCCUUCAGCUGGGCAGCUCGAUCUCCUUUGUGUGUGAGGAGGGCUUUGUGAAGACUCAUGGCUCUCAGACCAUCUCCUGUAUCCUCAAAGACGGAAACGUGGUCUGGGACAAUGCAGUACCUCGCUGUGAAGCCCCUUGUGGAGGUGAUCUGAAGGCUCCCAGUGGAAUCAUCCUCUCUCCAGGCUGGCCUGAGCUCUAUAAGGAGGCUCUUAACUGUGAAUGGAUUAUUGAGGCUCCACCAGGCUACCCAAUCAAGAUCAUCUUCGACAAGUUUCGCACUGAAGUCAACUAUGAUGUUCUGGAAGUGCGAGAUGGACGCUUUCCCUCCUCACCUCUCAUUGGAAGCUACCAGGGGACCCAAGUUCCACAGUUCCUAAUAAGCACCUCCAACUUCAUAUACCUUCAAUUUUCCACUGACAAGAGCCACUCGGACAUUGGUUUUCGCAUACGAUAUGAAACGCUUCAGUUACAGUCGGAUCACUGCGUGGACCCUGGGAUUCCCGUGAACGGACAGAGACACGGAAACGACUUUUAUGUGGGUGCUCUGGUGACGUUUAGUUGUGAGGCUGGAUACACACUCAGUGACGCGGAGCCUUUGGAGUGUGAACCCAAUUUUCAGUGGAGUCGCCCCCUCCCGAGUUGUGAUGCAUUAUGUGGCGGUUACAUCCAGGGAAACUCCGGCACCAUCCUGUCGCCAGGCUUUCCAGACUUCUACCCUCACAACUUGAACUGCACCUGGAUAAUCGAGACCUCCCAUGGAAAAGGGGUCCAGUUCACCUUCCACACAUUCCAUCUUGAGAGUCCCCAUGACCAUUUGUUGGUGACAGAAAACAGCAGCUUCUCUCAGCCGCUCUGGAGACUUACAGGAUCUACUCUUCCUCCACCUCUAAGUGCAGGGCUUUUUGGGAACUACACUGCACAGAUCCGAUUUCUUUCAGACUUUUCUGUUUCCUAUGAGGGAUUCAACAUCACAUUUUCAGAGUAUGAUUUGGAGCCAUGUGAGGACCCUGGAAUCCCACCCUACAGCACCAGGAAGGGCCUUCAGUAUGGAGUGGGCGACGUAUUGAUCUUCUCGUGUUUCCCAGGGUACAGGCUAGAGGGGCCAGCGAGGGUGGUGUGUUUAGGGGGCAGAAGGAGAGUGUGGAGCUCCCCUCUGCCUAGGUGUGUGGCUGAAUGCGGCUCAUCCGUGACUGGCAUGCAAGGAGUGCUUCUCUCACCAAACUACCCUGGUUACUAUGGCAACAACCAUGAGUGCAUCUACUCCAUCCAGACGCAGCCAGGCAAAGGCAUCCAGCUUCGAGCCCGGGACUUUCGACUGGAAGAGGAUGACAUCGUUAAAGUCUUUGAUGGCAGCAGUAAUGAGGCCCGUCUGCUGGGGGUGUUUACAGGCAACGAGCUGCUAGACACAACGCUCAACUCCACCUCCAGCUCCAUGUGGCUGGAGUUCAUCAGCAACGCAGAGAACACCAGUAAAGGCUUUGAACUGCACUUUACAACUGAAUGUGGGGGGACAAUCAAGGAGGAGCCCUUUGGUCGGGUUCUGUCUCCAGGAUACCCAGCACCCUACGAGCACAACCUGCACUGCAUCUGGACCAUCGAGGCAGCUCCAGGAAGCACUAUUAGCCUCCACUUUCUAGUCUUCCACACGGAGGAGAUCCACGACGUGCUCAGGAUCUGGGAUGGACCCCAGGAUGGAGGAGUCCUGCUGAGGGAAUUGAGUGGCUCAGUCCUGCCUCCGGAUGCACACAGCACAUUUAACACUGUCAGCCUACAGUUCACCACAGACUUCUUCACCAGCAAGCAGGGGUUUGCACUGCAGUUCUCAAUUUCCACUGCAACCUCAUGCAACGACCCAGGGAUGCCUACGAAUGGUACUCGAGGCGGGGACAGCAGGGAACCAGGCGACCAUGUUGUAUUUCAAUGUGAUCCUGGUUACAUCCUGCUGGGGGCUAACAAGAUAACCUGCACUGAGAUCAAUGGCCGCUACUUCUGGCAGCCAGACCCUCCCACAUGCGCAGCGCCUUGUGGGGGAAAUCUAACCGGUCCCAGCGGCCUGAUACUGUCUCCUGACUAUCCGGAACCUUAUCCACAUGGAAGAGAGUGCGACUGGAAAGUGUCUGUGCAGCAGGACUACGUCAUCUCCCUCAGCUUCAACCAGUUUAGUUUAGAGCCAAGCUAUGACUUUCUACACAUCUAUGAUGGACCAGACUCUCUCAGCCCAUUGCUUGGUAGCUUCUAUGGUAUCGAUGUGCCUGAGCGGAUUGAAAGCAGCUCCAACACGCUCUUCCUGGCCUUUCGCAGUGAUGCCUCACUCAGCAGCAAUGGCUUUGUGCUGCAGUACACAGAAAACCCCAGGGAGUCAUGCUUCGAACCAGGACUGGUGCGAAACGGCACGCGGGUGGGGACGGAGCUCAAGCUGGACGCCAUCGUAGUGUUCCAGUGCGACAGCGGCUACACCCUGGAGGGGGACGCUACCUUGACUUGCAUCAUGGGAGGCGACGGCAAGCCAAGCUGGAACAAGCCCAAACCAAUCUGCACCGCUCCGUGCGGUGGGCAGUACACGGGACAGGAGGGAGUCGUCUUGUCUCCCGGUUACCCUGGAAAUUACAGCCGUGCAAGGACCUGUCUGUACUCUGUGGUUGUACCCAAAGACUAUGUGGUCUUCAGUCAGUUCGCCUUCUUCCAGACAGCUCUGAAUGACAUUGUGGAGGUGUAUGAUGGCGCCACACAGCACUCCCGUGUCCUCAGCUCCUUAUCAGGGGCACACACAGGUGAAUCUCUGCCAUUAGCGACAUCUAACCAGAUCUUGAUCCGCUUCACGUCUAAAGGCCAGUCAAGUGCAAGAGGAUUCCAUUUGGUUUAUCAGGCCGUACCACGGACUAGUGCCACCCAGUGCAGCUCUGUGCCUGAGCCGCGGAACGGUCGCCGAAUGGGAAACAAUUUUGCGGUGGGAGCGGUGGUUCGUUUUGAGUGUAGUCCAGGCUAUGUGCUGGAGGGAUCUGGGGCCAUUGAAUGCUUAACUGUCCCCAAUGCCCUGGCUCAGUGGAACAGUUCUACACCGAGCUGCAUAGUUCCUUGUGGCGGCAACCUGACGUCUCGAACUGGAACCAUCUUAUCUCCCGGCUUUCCAGAGCCUUAUCUCAACAGCCUCAAUUGCGUUUGGAAAAUUACUGUUCCAGAGGGAUCAGGAAUUCAGAUCCAGGUAAUCAGCUUCGUCACAGAGCAGAACUGGGACUCGCUCGAGGUGUUCGAUGGAGGAGACAACACAGACACCAUGCUCGGCAGCUUUUCAGGGACCACAGUUCCAGCUCUCCUUAACAGCACUUCCAAUCAGCUCUACUUGCACUUCUUCUCCGACAUCAGUGUAUCUGCCGCUGGAUUCAGACUGGAAUAUAAAACUGUCUCUCUGACCAACUGUCCAGAGCCUGUGGUUCCUAUGAAUGGCAUCAAGGUCGGCGAGCGCCUUCAGAUGAAUAAUGUGGUGUCUUUUCAGUGUGAGCCUGGAUACACGCUGCAGGGGAAUUCACAUAUCACCUGUAUGCCUGGGACCGUUCGCAGAUGGAAUUACCCCCCUCCUCUUUGCAUAGCUCAGUGUGGUGGAAUCCGUGAGGAGAUGGAAGGGAUGAUUCUCAGUCCUGGUUUCCAUGGCAACUACCCCAGCAAUAGCGACUGCACAUGGAGGAUCUACCUGCCUGUUGGUUUUGGCGCACAUAUUCAAUUUCUAAACUUCUCAACUGAGGCAAACCACGACUUCCUGGAGAUUCGAAAUGGCCCACUGGAUACCAGCGCUGUGAUUGGUCGAUACAGCGGGUCAGACAUCCCUUCUUCUCUGCUCACGACUUCGCACGAGACCACCGUGUAUUUCCACAGUGAUCAUUCGCAGAACAAGCCUGGCUUUCGAUUCGAAUACCAAGCUUACGAGCUUCAAGAAUGCCCUGACCCUGAGCCUUUCCGCUAUGGUGCUGUGGUUGGAGCUGGGUACAACGUCGGCCAGUCUAUUUCCUUUGAGUGUCUGCCUGGAUAUCAGCUCGUAGGACACUCCAUCCUCACCUGUGAGCAUGGCACCACUCGGAACUGGGACCACCCGUUCCCCAGAUGUGAAGUGCCUUGUGGAGGGAACAUUACCUCAGACAAUGGGACCAUUUUCUCCCCCAAUUACCCAGAGGAGUACCCCAACUCGGCUGACUGUUCGUGGCUCAUCACAGUUGCCCCAGGCUUUGGCAUCAAAGUCAACUUCACCCUGCUGCAGGUCCACGGCCCACAUGAUUUCAUCACUCUCUGGGAUGGGCCACAGGAAACGGCACGGAAGCUGGGUAUUUUUACUGACGGUGAACCCAAUGAACCCCCAAGUAGCACAUCCAAUCAAGUUUUAAUACGAUUUCGCAGCAAUACUGAAAAAGGCGGCCUUUUUCGUAUUAGCUAUCAAGCAUACAGACUGCAGUUCUGCCUUCCUCCUCCCAUCAUUCCGAAUGCAGAAAUUCUCAUGGCGAGCAAAGAGUUCAAAAUUGGCGAUAUAGUCCGCUACAGAUGUCUGCCGGGUUACCUGUUAACUGGAAACAGUAUCAUGACCUGCAGGCUGGGGACACACUUGGAGUUUGAGGGGCCACCACCUUCUUGUGAUGUCACAUGUCCGAUGAAUGAAGUGCUGACGGCCUCCACUGGGAUGAUCAUGAGCCAGUCCCCAGGGAGCAGCUUCCCUCACUUCGAGUCCUGUUCGUGGGUCGUCAAAGUGGAGCCCGGCUACAACAUAACCUUCACUAUUGAGCAUUUCCAGACCAGCAGGCAAUUUGAUGAGCUAGAAAUAUUUGAUGGUCCAUCCAGACAGAGCCCUCUGCUAAUUACAUUAAGUGGAAACUACUCCAACCCCUUGAGCAUAACCAGCUCCAGUAACAAAGUCUACCUGCACUGGUCCUUCGAUCACACGACCAGUCAUAAAGGCUUUCGCAUUCGUUACUCAGCUGCUUACUGCAGUCCUCCCAACAACCCUUUGAAUGGCACCGUUCACAGUCUGACAGGCACCAAGCUGGGCAGCACUCUGCGUUUUAGCUGUGAUCAGGGUUUUCGGCUGAUCGGUCAGAGCAGUGCCACCUGUACCCGCAACGCUUAUGGCAUCUACCAGUGGAACGCACCUGUGCCACUGUGUCAAGUCAUGUCCUGUGGAAUGCCUGUGCCACCUGUCAAUGGCAGUAUUGUUGGGCAGGACUUCUCUCUAGGGAACAGAGCCACAUAUCAAUGCAACCCCGGGUUUAGACUGGCAGGACCCGUGACCACCUCUGUGACCUGCCAGGAGUCGGGAAGGUGGAGCUCAAUCGAAGCACCCCCUAGAUGCGUUUCUGUGACAUGCCCUGACAUUGGACACAAUGCUGUAGAGUAUGGUAGAUGGAGGCUUAUCUACGGGACCCAAAACCAAUAUGAUGCACUAAUGAUUCUAGUCUGUGACCCUGGCUACUACUACAGAGGUCAACGAGUCAUUCGCUGCCAGGCAAAUGGCUCUUGGAACUACCCUGACCCACGUCCUGUUUGUGACAUCAUCUCAUGUGGAGAUCUUGGGAUGCCUCCAAACGGACACAAAAUUGGAACACUCACAGUCUAUGGAGCGACUGCUAUCUUUUCUUGUAACACCGGCUACACUUUGGUGGGAUCCCGGGUUCGUGAAUGCAUGUCCAAUGGUCUAUGGAGUGGGUCACAAGUCCAGUGCUUAGCUGGACAUUGUGGCACGCCCGAGCCCAUAGUGAAUGGUCAGAUCACCGGUGAAAACUACAACUACAGAGGAAGUGUUGUGUACCAGUGUAACCCAGGAUUUCGUCUUAUUGGGGUGUCGGUCAGAAUUUCUAUCACAUGUGGGCAUCCGGGAAAUCCAACGUUCGGCAUGACGCAAGGAAACCAGUUCAAUCUGAAUGAUGUCGUCCGCUUUGUCUGUAAUACUGGAUAUGUUCUACAAGGGUCUUUGAAGUCCACCUGCCAGGCCAAUGGGCAAUGGAGCAACAUUUUGCCCCGGUGUAGAAUUGUGAACUGCACAGAGCCAGGCCAUGUGGAAAACAGCAUUAGGCAGGUCCUCUCCAGUGGGCCACAUCGCUUCAGCUUUCAGACCACUGUGGCAUACCGCUGUAACCCUGGCUACUACCUCUUGGGAACCAGCUCCAUCUCCUGUCAGGGUGACGGCACCUGGGACCGCUCUUUGCCCAAGUGCUUAUUGGUGCUGUGUGACCGGCCCAGCAUGCCUCCGUACGUCCAGAUCUCAGGCGACCGGCGCACUGUGGGCUCGGUCAUCCGCCACAGCUGCAUGGGCCAGCGCACCAUCAUCGGAAACACCACACGCAUGUGCCAGCUGGACGGCCAGUGGAGCGGCUCCCCACCACACUGCUCCGGAGACUCCUCUGGGCUCUGUGGUGAUCCAGGCAUUCCUGUCCAUGGCAUUCGUCUGGGAGAGCAGUUCACUGUGGGCAGUGUGGUCCGCUUCAGCUGUGAACCUGGCUACACCCUGAAGGGCUCCCCAGAGCGAACAUGUCUGGCUAAUGGAACGUGGAUUGGCUCACAAGCGGAGUGCCAUGUAAUUUCGUGCGGAAAUCCAGGGACUCCAAAGAACUCCCAAAUUCUGAUCCACGAUGGCUUAACUUUUUCCAAAUCCAUCUCAUACUCGUGUAGGGAGGGCUACUACUCCACUGGGCUCCUCACCCGGCACUGCACCGUUAAUGGCACAUGGACUGGGAACAUGCCUGAGUGCUCAUUGAUCAACUGUGGCGACCCGGGAGUGCCAGCCAAUGGUGUGAGACUGGGAAAUGACCUGACAUACAACCACACGGUCAGCUUUCAGUGUUCACCUGGUUUUACUAUGGAUGCUGACCGAGCCUCUACUCUCAUCUGCACCAAGGACCGCACCUGGAACGGCACCAAACCACAUUGUAAAGCCAUUGUGUGCGGUCCACCACCCAACAUCCCCAAUGGGCAAGUUGUCGGCACUGAUUUCAUUUGGGGCUCAAGCAUCAGCUAUGCCUGCAACCAGGGCUAUCAGCUCUCCCUGCCCACUGUGCUAACAUGUCAAGGCAAUGGUAACUGGAGUGGAGAGAAACCUCAAUGUUUCCCUGUGUUCUGUGGAGACCCUGGUAUACCAGCCCAGGGCAGACGAGAGGACCGAGGGUUCACCUACCUGUCGUCUGUUUCAUUUUCCUGCUACUCACCAUUUGUGUUAGUGGGGUCUGCCAGACGUUACUGCCAAUAUGAUGGGAUUUGGAGCGGCACGCAACCUUCGUGCAUAGACCCUUCUCACACUACCUGUGGAGACCCAGGAACCCCACUGUUUGGCAAUCAGAACAACACUCAAGGCUUCCAGAUAAGCAGUACUGUAUUCUUCAACUGUAGAAAGGGCUAUUUAUUGCAAGGAUCAAUAUCUCGAACUUGUCUCCCUAAUCUAACAUGGAGCGGCUUUCAACCUGAGUGCAUAGCCCACCACUGCAGUCAGCCUGAGUUGCCUGCCCAGGCUGAUGUAAGGGCCAUUGAACUGCCCUCUCUGGGUUACACUCUGAUCUACACUUGUCAGCCUGGCUUCUACUUGGUCGGAGGAUCAGAGCACAGAACCUGUAGAUCUGAUGGGAGCUGGACUGGAAAACCACCUCUCUGUGCAGCUGAUAACCGGCCUAGUGGGAAGAGCCCUGUGGGGACGGUGCAGGAACCACCCUCGAAAUUGCCAGUCCCUGGCGGUGUAUUUGCCAAGAACUCUCUGUGGAGAGGUUCUUACGAGUACCUGGGGAAGAAGCAGCCAGCCAUGCUCAGCAUCACUGCCUUCGAACCCUUCAGCAACCGAGUUAAUGGGACACUGAUUGACCACAGCGGAGUGGAGCUCAAACUGGCCGGCACUUACAAAAGAGAGGAAGCCCACCUGUUGCUGCAGGUUCAUCAGAUCCGUGGCCCCGUGGAGAUCUUUGUCAACAAGUUCAAGAUCGACAACUGGGCCCUGGACGGACAUGUCUCCUACAUCUCCUCGUCCAACUCCUUUGUGUACCAGGGUUUCGUCAAAGGGAAAGGCUUUGGCCAGUUCGGUCUCCAAAGGCUAGAGAGUUUGGAUCCCGGCAGAGAAAACCCUGGAUACAACUUCGCCUCCAACAGCAGUUCCGUGGCUGCAGCCAUUCUAGUGCCUUUUAUUGCCAUGAUCAUUGCAGGCUUUGCUUUGUACCUCUACAAACACAGAAGAAGACCCAAAGUACCCUUCAAUGGUUACGUCGGCCAUGAAAACACGAAUGGCCGCGCGACCUUCGAGAACCCCAUGUACGACCGCAACAUCCAGCCCACGGACAUCAUGAACAACGAGAGCGAGUUCACAGUCAGCACAGUGUGUACAGCUGUAUAG